AUGUCAGUGUAUCCUCUCCCUCUUUCAGCGGUGGAGAUCAAUCCCAAAUGGGAGGUGGUGUACCAGGACACCAGUGUGUAUGGAGUGGUGGGCAAAGCGGUGAUCCUGGAAUGCGGUCCCACCUUACCUGAGAUGUACAUAUGGAGCUUCACCAUGCCUGGAACUGAAGCUAUAAGAGCUGUGGUGUAUGAUUUGGGGAAAGGACAGAGGAUCCAGCAGCUGGCCCAGACGCUUGGACAGCUCACGGUCAUCUCAAACAGUGCAGCUGUGAGUAUCGAGAACCUGCCUCUGGCUGCACAGGGCCUGUUCACCUGCCAGGCUUUCUAUGACAUGGAACAAGAGCCCAAAGUCUUCUACUACUAUGUGCACCUCACUGUUUCCCGUCAGUAAGCCUUACCUCCUGAUGAGUGAUGUAUCUCCGGUGGAGGGAUCUACGAUGUGGAUGCGCUGCAAUCUGGAAAAUGGCACUGGACCCAUCCAGUAUGUGUGGCAGCAUGAGACCCGCAGCGGAAACAUCUCAGCCUUUGCACAGGGAAACACCAACAUUAUCAACGUGACCAACAUCAAUCGCAACCACACCGGCUGGUACCGCUGUGUGGCCAGCAACGCCGUCAACAGUGAGAGCUCUAACCGCUUAUGGCUGGACACCAUCUUUGGCCCGGACAUCCCUCAGAUAGACGUGACUCCGUACAGUAUAACAGAGCGGGGAUAUUCAGCCCUGGAGAGAGAGACUGUCUCUUUACUGUGUCAAGCCCAGUCCAACCCGGCCAGUCAGUACGUCUGGUUCUACAACAACUCCCAGGUCUACACUGGGCCGCAGUUAACCAUCACUAAGAUCCUACGCAUGCACACUGGCGACUACGCCUGCUUGGCACAGAACACCUACCUAAACACCCGCUCCAAAAAAACCAUCAGCCUGACCGUCUACUACCCACCCGAUGGCUCCCCCUCCUGUUCUGUUGAGGCAGCUCGAAAUUAUCCCACUUUGAGACUCCUCUGCUCUGGGCCGGCGGAUUACCUCCCCCACUCUCCACCUGGACCGGACUCGGGGAACCAAGUGGGCCAAGACGAGACCAACACUGCCGUCUUGCUGCCAUCUGAAGGCCUCAACUCCAACAGCUUGUUUACUGCCUGGGCUCCACACUGGCUCUCAAACAAUCAACACAUAUCUGAUGCUAUCCUGCUCUGGGAUGGAGGGGCCCAAAAGCUGGUGUGGUGGGGGGCAGAUGGCCAGGCCAAAGGGGGAGAAGAAAACUCCAACAUCUUGAUCUUCGCUCGGCACCGCCCGCAGCGGAAAACCUACACCUGCCAUGUAAGCAUCCACUUCGGUCCAAACCAAAACCUGCAGCGCAGAGUUGUGUCUGUAUACGAGGGGAGUGACGUUCAGCCACCUGCCAACUGA
Etheostoma spectabile (orangethroat darter) is the source of this 1402-nucleotide messenger RNA. RefSeq names its product V-set and immunoglobulin domain-containing protein 10-like 2. Lineage: Eukaryota; Metazoa; Chordata; Actinopteri; Perciformes; Percidae. The record is from RefSeq and is a predicted model, not a curated record.